UGGUUGGUUUAUCUUUGUAACCGUCGUAAUGUAGAACCAGUGCAUGUUGGGAAACAGGAAGUAAAAUCACCAUGCGGUAGUUAGCUACAGGAAUGUGUGAGCUCUACCCGUCGUCAGUUUCUGAGUCGAUCGCUUUUCCUUCUCCCUUUUUGCUAAGGCAACGUCUCUGGAGCCGGAGAGAGAUUGGAGAUCACCAGGCGGUUGGAGGCGCAGAGAUUUCUGUGGCAGCUUGGUUAGAGGUGGCGAGAGAGGCAACAGAAAAAAGAAAACGACAUCAACUGAAACACGUAGACCCAGGCAUGCGUCCCCGCUCCAGACCUCAGGCUAAAAGGGGCCUGCCCACCAUCAGGGAGGGCUACGAAGAACUUGUCCAGGACAUGAACCAGGCCAACAGCCGCCACCUCCCACACCACGGCCAGGCCCAAUCGUUGUCUACCCACGACUACGUCCUGUCAAUAUGCCAGCUCGCCCGCCCGACCUUCCCCCAGUCCGAGCCCGACUGUGACAUCCUCGCCAUGGGUUCCCUGGCAUCUCUGAGGCCUUGUCUGAGGCUCCACAGACUGAGGAACCCUGCACCGCCCCAUCAGCCAUUGAAUUCCCAGGUUGGCCACCGCCCACAGCUGAAGCAGGAGAAUAGCCGCGGUGAGUGCAGUGGCCUGGAGAGAGAGGUGUGUGUCGGUUCAGGUCGGUCCUCCCCCAGAGGGGUGCCCAGUGUCUCUGAUCCCCUGGAGUACCUUUACGGUCACGGGGAGGCACUCUUCUCGACCACCCUUCACUCCCACAGCUCACAGGGCUGGAGAAAUGAGGGGAGAGGAAGCAACCGGCAUCGGCAACAACCCCAGAUACACACCGACAGCUUCCCAGGCAUGUGUUCCUUACCCCCGACCCAACGGAAAAUCAGUUGCCCUGAGCUCAGCCUCGUGGACCCCGCUGACCUAGAGAAGCCCACCUCUGACCCCGCUCAGCCGCAGACAGUCUCCUCAGAGCAGCAGAAACCUGACGCCUCCAGCUCACUCUCCUGGAGAUUCCAGAACAACUUGUACAGGGUUUCGGCAGGUGAAAGGGGGAAGUGCCCUUGCUACUUAGACAAACACACAGUGGUAUCAAGCUGGAUCGCCGAAUGUCGCACAGCCUGGAGAGAAGCCAGAAUCAGGGCCUGCAUGCUUCCUGCCAUUGCAGAGAUGUAAACACAUAGAUCUUCUGUAACAUUUCCAUGCCCCACUCGGAAUCAUUGUGCAUUGUGGAUCCUUGAUGUACGUACUACAUACUGUUUAAUUAACUGGCACAUUUGGCCAAUUGCAGGCCCAUAUGGUAACAUGUACAACUCCAGUUUUCAUUUGUGAACUUUUUGAAGAGUAUAUAGAUUAAGACCAUAGAGAUGAUCAGAGGACUUAGAGGAGCGACAGGUGGCCUAGACUUUAAAGUAUCUUACCAGUAACCAAAUUGUUGCUAGAUCCCUGAGCCUGAAAAAUGAAAUAUUGUAAUUCUGUCCCUGACAGAAGACAAGACAAUUGACACUAAUUGCUUCCUGAUUUUUUUUGCACUAAUUUUCAUUGAAGACAUCCACAAAUUUCAACUUUAUUGGCUGAUUCAUCCCGAUGACCCGAUUGGUCAUUGGCUGAUCCUUCCUAAUGACUAUAUUAACAUGACGAUGGCCUCAAUGGCUCUGCCCAUGCUGGAACAGAUGCUUUGGUGACACACAUGGGUCCUCUGUUUAUCUCGACCCUUAAGACAUAUUGUAGACUAGCGUAUGCUUCAUUCAUAUCACAGUAGGUGGAAUAUUGACAGUGCCUAUGAAAGAUAGUAUUUAGGUAGCCUCCGUGUCAUUAAACAUACGGUCAUUAGGCAAGACUGUUUUGUGAGAAUGGUCACAUAUGACCAGUAUUAAUAUAAAGUUUACAGGAAGAGGAAAGACUAAGAAAAAUAUCAGAUUAUAUUUCCUAGGGAAUUAGCGAUUACUUAAAUCUUUCUAUUUCACUCCAUUAUUGACUAAUAAUAAUUAUUAAAUACUUUUUUUGUGACAUAUGGGCAGCUAAAACAACAAAUAAAAUUCUACAGAGUUGAGAAAAAUGUGUCCUAUUGUUAGCUAGUUAGGGCUCAGCCCUCCAACUCAGAUUACUCUCAGUGGUUUUGAAAAUCUAUUUUGUGAUUUCCUCUCUUGUGUAUAAACUUGAUUAUGCAAUGAAAAUAUCUAUUUUAAUCUUCUUCACUUAUUAAAGCCAUGAUAAAAUAGAUACAGGUAAUGUAUAUUAAAUCAUGUCAAUGAAUUCCCACUGAGUGAGAUGUUAUGUAAAAAUGUUGUAUGUGACAUUUCAAUUGCAAGAUCAGAUGGUCCUCCAUGACAGUACAAUGAAGUAUGUGUCAAAAUAUAUCAACAUUGAGACAAUUGUAUCAUUGACUUGUAAAUGUUUGAGAACACAUUAAUUUGUAUAGCUUUUGUACCUCUGUCCAUUGCUUGCUCGUAACUGAAUAAAGUUUGUGUUUGACCCAU
Molecule: messenger RNA, 2491 nt
Organism: Esox lucius (northern pike)
Lineage: Eukaryota; Metazoa; Chordata; Actinopteri; Esociformes; Esocidae
Exons: 3
Coding region: 93-1187 (364 amino acids)
Biological process (GO): regulation of autophagy
Cellular component (GO): mitochondrion
Source: RefSeq, a predicted model, not a curated record